GGCCUUCGCGGUGCACGCAGGUCCUCGGGCCAAUCGCUUUGGAGCGCGCGGGUUGCCUGGAGUAAAGCCAGGGCUGCGGUGGAGUCGGGUUGCGGGAGUUGUUGCGGCGGAACCAUGGUGGGCCACCUGAGCGAGGGGGCCAUUGCGGCCAUAAUGCAACAGGGAGAUACAUCCAUAAAACCCAUUCUCCAAGUCAUUAACAUCCGGCCCAUUGCUACAGGGAAUAAUCCACCCCGUUAUCGACUGCUUAUGAGUGAUGGAUUGAAUACUCUGUCUUCUUUCAUGUUGGCAACACAAUUGAACCCUCUUGUUGAGGAAGAACGAUUGUCUAGCAACUGUAUCUGCCAGAUUAACCGAUUUAUUGUGAACACUCUGAAAGAUGGAAGGAGAGUGGUUAUUUUGAUGGAGUUAGAAGUUUUGAAAUCAGCUGAAGAAGUUGGAUUAAAGAUUGGCAAUCCAGUGCCCUAUAAUGAAGGACAUGGACAACAGCCAGUAGUUCCUCCUCCAGUCUUAGCAGCCAGUCCACCAGCCAGCAGGCCCCAGCAACAGAGUGGGAGCUCAGGAGUGGGUUCCACUGUAUCUAAGACUUUUGGUGCCUCAAAGACAUUUGGAAAAUCUGGAGGUACCAGCCUAGGGAACAGCUCCGGGGGAACACAGGCCAAAGUGGUACCCAUUGCCAGCCUCACCCCUUACCAGUCCAAGUGGACUAUUUGUGCUCGUGUUACCAACAAAAGUCAGAUCCGUACCUGGAGCAAUUCCCGAGGGGAAGGGAAGCUUUUCUCUAUAGAACUAGUUGAUGAGAGUGGCGAAAUCAGAGCGACUGCUUUCAAUGAGCAAGCGGACAAGUUCUUUCCUCUUAUUGAUGUGAACAAGGUCUAUUACUUCUCUAAAGGCACCCUGAAGAUCGCCAACAAACAGUUCACAGCCGUCAAAAACGACUAUGAGAUGACCUUCAAUAAUGAGACUUCUGUCAUGCCCUGUGAAGAUGGUCAUCAUUUACCCACAGUUCAGUUUGAUUUCACAGGGAUUGGUGACCUAGAGAACAAGUCUAAAGACUCACUUGUAGACAUAAUCGGGAUCUGCAAGAGCUAUGAAGAUGUCACUAAAAUCACAGUGAAGUCUAACAACAGAGAAGUCUCUAAGAGGAAUAUCUGUUUGAUGGACAUGUCAGGGAAAGUGGUGAAUGCUACUCUGUGGGGAGAAGAUGCUGAUAGAUUUGAUGGUUCUAGACAACCCGUGAUGGCUAUCAAAGGAGCCAGAGUUUCUGAUUUUGGUGGACGGAGCCUCUCUGUACUGUCUUCAAGUACCGUCAUUGUGAACCCUGACAUCCCAGAGGCCUACAAGCUUCGUGGAUGGUUUGACUCGGAAGGACAAGCCUUAGCUGGCGUUUCCAUCUCUGAUCUAAAGAGUGGAGGAAUAGGAGGGAGCAACACCAACUGGAAAACUUUAUAUGAGGUUAAAUCAGAGAACUUGGGCCAAGGUGACAAGCCCGACUAUUUUAGCUCCGUGGCGACAGUGGUGUAUCUUCGCAAAGAGAACUGUAUGUACCAGGCCUGCCCAACUCAGGACUGCAAUAAGAAAGUGAUUGAUCAACAGAAUGGAUUGUACCGCUGCGAGAAGUGUGACAGUGAAUUUCCCAAUUUCAAGUACCGCAUGAUCCUGUCAGUAAAUAUUGCUGAUUUUCAAGAGAAUCAGUGGGUCACAUGUUUCCAGGAGUCUGCAGAGGCCAUCCUUGGACAAAGCACUGCUUAUCUUGGGGAGUUAAAAGAGAAGAACGAGCAAGCAUUUGAGGAAAUUUUCCAGAAUGCCAACUUUAGAUCGUUUACAUUCAGGAUCAGGGUCAAAUUGGAGACCUACAAUGAUGAGUCUCGAAUUAAGGCCACCGUGAUGGACGUGAAGCCCGUGGACUACAGAGAAUACGGCAGAAGGUUGAUCGUGAGCAUCAGGAGAAACGCUGCGGCGAUGUGAGCCGAGCCUGCCAACGGGGCAGGAGUUUGUAGACAGAGGGCUAAAGCGAACUGACCCCCGCCCCGCCUGACGACUCCGCGUUGGCUGCAGGUGCCGAGUGCCUCUCUGGGGGGGACUAAGCCGUCGCCUCUCGCCUCUCGUGCGCAUCUGGAACCCACUGGCAGCAAAGGGAAAUACGCUCGGAGGGCUGUGGUGGAAACCGUGUCGGACCUCGGGGUCAGCUGGCGGGGAGUGUAGUACCAGUCACUCCCUCUGUCUUUAGGCUUUUGUCAGUUUUAUUAAGAUUUCACUAUCUUCAACCAGGAAUUACGUCACGAGUAAUUGACCCUAAAUCUGCAGACAGUGAAAUAAAUUAUGUAAGUAGGGUUUCCAGUUCUCCAGUGGUGACACCUCCACGACUCGGGUCCCUUCUCCAGAGGGAGAGCUGAGAAGUGAUUGUGCAGAGGAACCUGGGUGUUUUAGUAGGCGUGUCUUCCUAGAAUUCAAAGGCUCUCUUUCUAGAGGUGCCACAUAGUUGUUAAUGCUUGGAAUGGCAAUAGGGUAGAAUUAUUAAUCAAAGUCAUAUCUUUUCUAUCUGAAAAUAUCCUUCCUUCAGGGUCUAAUAGACUGAGUCAGAUGGGUCCGAUAUUAAUCAAAAUUGUCUCUUCUGAGGAAGGCUGAUAAGCAUUGACUUGCCGUCCCCUAGGGACAUCCAGGCAACUACAGAGCAUUGCUUUAGUUUUCCCUUCAGUUAAUGUUGCAUUUCGGCUGGUAUGCCUUUUCUACCUGUACAUAUUUCUUGCAUUUGUAUGUUUCUUUUCUUGAUUAAAGCUAUGUUAAGUAGAAGGGAUUUUGAAAGGAGAAGCCCUUUGUUUCCAUUGCUUUGUUUAAUAAAACAGUAUAUUCUCUGC
Physeter macrocephalus (sperm whale) is the source of this 2858-nucleotide messenger RNA. RefSeq names its product replication protein A1 (gene RPA1). NCBI's taxonomy places the organism in Eukaryota, Metazoa, Chordata, Mammalia, Artiodactyla, Physeteridae. Gene Ontology annotation, molecular function: damaged DNA binding; single-stranded telomeric DNA binding. Bases 115 to 1968 code for a protein of 617 amino acids. The transcript is spliced from 17 exons. Gene Ontology annotation, cellular component: nucleus; DNA replication factor A complex. The record is from RefSeq and is a predicted model, not a curated record. Gene Ontology annotation, biological process: DNA replication; meiotic cell cycle; double-strand break repair via homologous recombination.